AUGUUGCCGGCGUUUGUCGCAAGGCUCAUAAUAACUGUUUUCGGAGUUAUGCAUCCGGCCUAUAGGACAUAUAAAGCCAUUAAAAGAAAAGAUUAUCAGGAAGUGGUAACACUUGGAAUGUACUGGGUAGUUUUCAGCAUGUACAUUACAGUGGAGAUAGUCACUGAUAUUCUCCUCCAGUGGUUCCCAUUCUACUACGAAGCUAAGACUUUGUUUCUUAUGUGGUUAGUUACACCAGCCACAUCAGGAUAUAGUUUCAUUUACCGGAAGAUUAUUCAUCCUGAACUCACCAAGAGGGAAAAUGAAAUUGACGAAGCGAUUAAUAGAGCAAAAGAAAAAGGGUACUCAAAAGUCGUAGAGUUUGGUGCAAAAGGGUUAAAUUAUGCUGCUAAAGCUGUCCUCUCUGGUGCUAUGCUGGGUCAAGACUUUUUGGUUGAUCGUCUUGGAAGACGAAGUUCAAGUAUGUUCGAGCUUAAUCGUCCAUCACAGAUGGGGCGUCUAAGAUUGGGUGCUGGUGACAUGCUAGAUUAUAAUGAGCCAGAUUUUGCCAACACUUUUCGAGGGAGAACAAAUCCAGAGGAUGACCCAUUUGCACUUAACUGGCUUCAAAUGGGAUCAACAGGGUCACUAGGGCGACAUUGGAGACCGGGUUCUAAAGGUCUAAGUAAUGUACCUGAGGAUUCAGAACAUUUCAUGGAAGAGUCUCAGUCGGUUUCAUCCAACCGGUCGGGUUCGACAAGACGUACAAAUGUUGCUCAGGAAUCUACGCCACGUCGUAUAUCAACACGUCGUACUGCCCGGCCUCAAUCAAUUCCACAGUCAAUCAAAACAAGUGAAUCAAACAAUUGA
Trichobilharzia szidati is the source of this 849-nucleotide messenger RNA. The record is from the annotation of a GenBank genome assembly. NCBI's taxonomy places the organism in Eukaryota, Metazoa, Platyhelminthes, Trematoda, Strigeidida, Schistosomatidae.